AUGAGGGGGCUCGGGAAGCAGGUCGUGACCCUGAAUUACUGUGCCUCGGCGGAUGACAAAGACCCCCUUUCACCCACCGUCACCUGGGCCUAUAUCUACUCAGGAGCAUCCCAAGUUGUAUUACUAUCUGUGGUGACAUGUCAAGAGGAGGAUGACCAGAUGGCAGGCGGCUGCAUCCAGGAUGGGCAGCAGUACAAUGAUAAAGAUGUGUGGAAGCCAGAGCCGUGUCGUAUCUGCGUGUGCGACAGCGGAGCGGUGCUUUGCGAUGAGAUUAUCUGCGAAGACGUCAGAGAGUGCGCCUACCCAAUCAUCCAGCCCGGAGAGUGCUGCCCCAUCUGCCCCGCUGACGCAACUGCACCCAUUGAAACACUUGGUGCUAAGGGCCAAAAGGGUGAACCAGGAGAUAUUGCAGAUGACCAAGAGGACCACCAGGGCCUAUGGGCCCAUCAGGCGAACAAGGAUCUCGAGGCGAAGCUGGCCCAAAAGGCGACAGGGGAGUUCCCGGACCCCGAGGAAGAGAUGGAGAGCCUGGCACCCCUGGAAACCCCGGCCCCGCUGGACCACCCGGACCACCCGGACUUGGAGGAAACUUUGCUGCUCAGAUGGCCGGACCAAUGGGACCUAUGGGACCACGUGGACCCCCUGGACCAACUGGAUCUCCCGGACCUCAGGGUUUCCAAGGUGCACCUGGUGAGACUGGAGAGCCCGGACCUUCUGGAGCAAUGGGACCUCGUGGACCACCCGGACCAUCAGGAAAACCAGGAAGUGAUGGAGAGGCUGGAAAACCUGGCAAAGCUGGUGAGCGUGGACCCGCUGGACCACAGGGAGCUCGUGGUUUCCCUGGAACUCCUGGACUUCCUGGAAUCAAAGGACACAGAGGUCACCCCGGUUUGGACGGAGCAAAGGGAGAAGACGGUGCUGCUGGAGCCAAGGGUGAGACUGGUAGUGCUGGAGAGAACGGAGCCCCUGGACCAAUGGGCCCUCGCGGUCUGCCCGGUGAGAGAGGACGUCCCGGAGCCGCUGGAGCUGCUGGCGCUCGUGGAAAUGAUGGCCUGCCCGGUCCUGCUGGUCCCCCUGGGCCUCUUGGUCCUGCUGGAGCACCCGGUUUCCCAGGAUCCCCAGGAGCUAAGGGAGAAGCUGGUCCCACUGGACUUCGUGGAUCUGAAGGGGCACAGGGACCUAGAGGAGAGGCUGGUACACCCGGAUCUCCUGGACCCGCCGGCGCUUCUGGAAAUCCUGGUACUGAUGGUAUUCCUGGAGCCAAGGGAUCUGCUGGUGCCUCUGGUAUCGCUGGAGCACCUGGUUUCCCUGGCCCUCGUGGCCCUCCUGGACCUCAGGGAGCGACUGGUCCUCUGGGGCCAAAAGGACAGUCUGGAGAGACUGGCCCCAAAGGAGAGCUUGGCCCAGGUGGUCCUCAGGGUCCCCCCGGCCCCUCUGGUGAAGAGGGAAAGAGAGGAGCCAGAGGAGAGCCUGGAGCUGCCGGACCCCUCGGACCUCCAGGAGAGAGAGGUGCACCUGGUAACCGUGGUUUCCCAGGUCAGGAUGGUCUUGCUGGUGCUAAGGGAGCCCCUGGCGAUCGCGGAGUUGCUGGAGCUACUGGACCCAAAGGAGGCACUGGAGACCCCGGCCGCACAGGAGAGCCUGGCCUCCCCGGAGCCAGAGGCCUCACUGGGCGUCCUGGAGAUGCUGGUCCUCAAGGCAAAGUUGGACCUUCUGGAGCUGCUGGUGAAGAUGGCCGCCCUGGUCCCCCUGGUCCGCUGGGAGCCCGAGGACAGCCUGGAGUCAUGGGAUUCCCUGGACCCAAAGGAGCCACUGGUGAACCUGGAAAGCCUGGUGAGAAGGGUCUUGUGGGUCGCCCUGGUCUGA
Molecule: messenger RNA, 1866 nt
Organism: Knipowitschia caucasica
Lineage: Eukaryota; Metazoa; Chordata; Actinopteri; Gobiiformes; Gobiidae
Source: the annotation of a GenBank genome assembly